Messenger RNA from Musca domestica (house fly), 987 nucleotides. RefSeq lists its product as uncharacterized. Bases 48 to 965 code for a protein of 305 amino acids. Lineage: Eukaryota; Metazoa; Arthropoda; Insecta; Diptera; Muscidae. The transcript is spliced from 4 exons. The record is from RefSeq and is a predicted model, not a curated record.
UUUUGUCAAUUUUCGAUUGAAAGAUCCCUGUAGUAAACAAAAAAAUUAUGGAAGACGUUGUGGAAGAGGCGCCAGCUCCUCUGGCUGCUCCUAAUCCCGAAGAAUUUAAAUCCAAAGAUGAUGGCAUGCACUUAAUAAUCGAACCGGGAUAUUCCCUAGCGACUCUCAAGGAAUUCGUUAAGUCUUCUUGCUUGACUGAGAAAUGUCAAUUCAUAGAGGAAACCGAUGAAAUACAAGAGAUUUGCAAGCAAUUUAUUGCGUUUUUGCGAAAGGAAGAACUCAACCUGGACGAGGUAACGUCAAUGUUUGUAUGUGCAUGUCUUAGCUAUUUUGUUGCUGCAACUCCGGAGAAUUUUGAAUGGCGCUCACAGUUCUUGCAGAAAACAUUCCAGUACGUGGAUACACUGCAUCCAGUGCAUCUUCAUGUGGCCACCAAACGUCUGUGGGAUGCCCUGAAAACGGAUGACAUUGAUUUUGUGUUUAAUGUAAUUGCAAUAUGCCAUCAGAUUUCAAUUGCCAGCGAAACGGGACGGGCCAUAGCCAUCUGUUUAAUAUGGACAAUAUUGUUUAAUAUAACCGAAACGAAUAUACAAAUGUAUUGUUUCCAUGAGUUAAGUGAACUUAUUAAAAUUCUCAAUGAACUCGAUGAUCAGCUAUUGAUCAAGGAGGACAAUACUCGCAUUGUUUAUAUCUUAAUACAAAGCAUUGGAUUCCUGGUGAAUGCCAUUGUCUUUGGCCAAAAUAAGGAUUUCGAAAAAGCCGGCUAUCGUAAUUAUUUUUCAUAUACCAAACGUGAAUUAGAGAAGCUAAAAGAUUACGCAGAACAUUUGGCGAAAUUGUGGAAAAUUGAUAUUUCGGUAGCACAAAAUAACUAUGACUUGCGAAUGACGAUAAGUGAAUACAUAGAACUGAAUAUAGUUGGGGCAUUACAAGAGAAAAUUGCCGAAAUGCAAACAAUCAAAUAAAUGCAUGAAAAAUCGUCGAAAA